Molecule: messenger RNA, 467 nt
Organism: Aspergillus glaucus CBS 516.65
Lineage: Eukaryota; Fungi; Ascomycota; Eurotiomycetes; Eurotiales; Aspergillaceae
Exons: 2
Coding region: 178-378 (66 amino acids)
Source: RefSeq, a predicted model, not a curated record
UGGUGUUCAUGCUGUUGAUAAAUGGAAUUUCUAUCUAUCUACACCAAUCACCUUCCUCAUCAAACAGCAAUCAAUCCUUUUAUUUAGGAAGGACACCAGCCAAUCUCUAUCCGUUAAAUCAGCGAAGGCAGAUGCAAGCUUCAAACACAGUCUGUAUCCUCAGUGGCUGCAGAGCAGAUGCUUGAAAAAGUCAUUAAGGGUGCAGAGAUGGCAAUGCAGAAUUCUAUCCUGAGCCUCUAUUCAAGAUGGAGUUUGACUGGUGAUGAAGGGUUGCAAAGAUUGAGAGAGAAUGGGAGAGGCAAGAAGAGCCAUCAUCAUCAAGAUCACGGCGGCCAGCACGAUGCAGGAAUUGCAAUAAAGAAGGUCAUAAUAGAUUAAAAUGCCCUGCUAGAUAGUAAUAUAUAUAAUGAAUUUGACUUGCUUUAAAAGGAAUUGACAGAUAGAUGUAGUAUGGAUGCCGCCGCUGC